AAGAAUCCCAGGUGGCCGAAUAAUUAGCGAAUCCAGGACGUGUUUGAAAGGACACUUCUGUCUAAGUCGUUUCAUAUAAUACUGUCCCUGUUUCCACAAGUUAACAACUGUUUAAAAUGCUGUGGAUAAUUUUACUAGUUGCAUGGUUUUGUGAAGUGUGGGGAACUCCUGUGGAUACACUGAAUGCCACUGAUAUCCAGGAUGCUGAAGGAUACUCACUGCAGAGUGGACCGCCUCAUCUAGUGAAGACAAGUGAAACACAGCUGGAUUUUGAGGCAGACUAUGCUGUGCAGGAGGGGGAUAUCAUACUACCAACUGACAGGAACGCAGUGAGUGAGCUAUGGCCCGAGUUGAAUGGAAAUUUUUCAGUGCCUUAUGAAAUUGAUUCUGUUAUUGAAAACAGGACUGAAGACAUUCUUGAAGCCAUAAAUAUGAUCUCUGAGAAGACCUGCGUUGGAUUCCAUAAACAUACUAAUGAAACUGACUAUUUGCUCUUUGUAGAUGGAAAUGGGUGUGCGUCUUACGUUGGAUGUAGGGGGGGUGCGCAGCCUCUUGUGACUGGGCCAAAAUGUCACAUUGGGAACAUCUGCCACGAGAUCCUUCAUUCCCUUGGCUUUUACCACGAGCAUUCCCGCUAUGACCGUGGUGAUUAUAUCACUGUACUUGAUGAAAACAUCGCCUCUGGGAAAAAGGGAAAUUUUUUAAAGAGAAAAGGAAACACCCUUGGUCUGAAGUAUGACCUGGAAUCAAUUUUGCAUUAUGGAAGCAAUUAUUUCUCUCGCAAUGGAAAACCCACAAUUCAGCCCAAAGAGAGCAAUGUAACUAUUGGCCAGAGGACUCACUUGUCUGAUCUGGAUGUGCAAAGGAUCAGGAAACUGUACCACUGUGACGAGACAAAAUGAGGAUCAAGCAAAAUCUUGUCCAACCUCACAAAUGUUCUGAUUGGCAUUUUUAAUGGAUACUUGAUGACAGGAAUUCUGAAUCUAAGAGGACAAAAGGGUCUGAAGAUCGACAUCUGUAUGGCUCAUUCUGAAUUUGUCAAUGUUGUCUGACUUGAAAUAAAUUCAUUUACAGGUCCUUCAUUCCACUGUUCUUGUUUUAUUGUCAUUUCUAUAUUUUGUCCAGUAGGUGGUAGUCACUGUGCACUUUUAGUUGGAUAAUGUGAAUGGAUUCUGUUGCCGAAAAGUAUACAGUACCAUUUCAUUAAGUCAGUUCUAUGACAUUGCAGUGUAGUGUUUUUCUUUUUAAUUCUUAAAUGGUUUUGAGUUUAAUUUCACCAGCAUACUUGCUAAUCACAAUCAGGUUUCCUUGUUUGGAGAGCUGAAAUCUGUUGCAGUACGUCUGAUAUUGUUUUCUUAUUGUAUUUUGUAAAAGCAGCCUUAAUAUGUUCGUUGAUUCUAGUAAACUGUAUACUAAACUACCUUUAAUUGUGGUCUUGUAAAUGCUAGAUAGGUUGUAAGUUUUUAGUUUCAUUCGCCA
This is a messenger RNA of Cyprinus carpio (common carp), 1479 nucleotides long. RefSeq names its product zinc metalloproteinase nas-14. The record is from RefSeq and is a predicted model, not a curated record. NCBI's taxonomy places the organism in Eukaryota, Metazoa, Chordata, Actinopteri, Cypriniformes, Cyprinidae. Gene Ontology annotation, biological process: proteolysis. Gene Ontology annotation, molecular function: metalloendopeptidase activity; zinc ion binding.